This is a messenger RNA of Aureobasidium uvarum, 1158 nucleotides long. The record is from the annotation of a GenBank genome assembly. Lineage: Eukaryota; Fungi; Ascomycota; Dothideomycetes; Dothideales; Saccotheciaceae.
AUGCCUUCCUUCACUGCUAUCUCCGCCGCCGCCAUCUUGGCCUUCUCUGGCAUGGCCUCCGCCAUUCCUCAGUACAACUUCGCCAAUGGCACCACCGCUUCGCCUGCUGCCUCUGGCCGUCCCGUCACCAGCAUGCCUGCUGGUGGUGCCGCUGGUGCUGGCCGCCCCGGUAGCAACUCUACCUCUUCCGCUGUCGCCGGUCGCCCUAGCUCCAACUCCACCGUCCCUACCCUCGACGGCAAGUUCUGCCCUGGUCUUGACCUCUCGCUCUACAUCGACAGAUCGGGUGCUACCUUCCAGAUCGAAUGCGACACCAACCAUUUCGGUGUCAUAAUUGAUAUCCAGGUCAACCUCACCAGACGUGCUGUCCCUUCCAGCCUUGACGACUGCAUGAACCUUUGCGAUGCUACCGCCACCUGCGUCGGCACCGCUUUCGACACCAACGCUCGCUCUUGCACUCUCUACAGCGAUGUUCAGGCCGCCUACGCUCAGCAGGGCAUCCAGUUCGCCCAGCGCGUCGCCAACGGAAACGGAGCCGGCAAUGGCGCUGGUGCCGGUAACGGCCAGGGUGCUACCACUAUCCCUGCCGGCGGUCUUGCCACCAGCACAAUUUACAGCACCAACGUUGUUACGAUCCAGUCGUGCGCUCCUACUGUCACCAACUGCCCUCUCAAGAACGGCCAAGGCGUCGCUGUCACUCAGGUUGUCCCAGUCUCCGAGACUGUCUACGUCUGCCCUACUCAGACUGUCAUCCCCGCCGCUCCCAUUGCUUGCAACAACUGCCCUUACACCGCCUCUACCGCCACUGUCUUCUCAGCAUCUUCCGGAACUAUGAUGCCCGUUUCGACCACUGUCUACCAAUGCCCCCAGGCCACUGGCACCACUGUCACCACCACCAUCUGCACCGCUUGCGCUCACCCUACUGCCAACAUGAACAACGGCAACGGAAACGGCAACGGUAACAGCGCUGUCACCUCGACCGUCACUCUCUGCAACGGCGAGCACUGCCCUGCCACCGCCACUGGUGCAAGCUCCACCAUGGCCAAGUACACUCCCACCACCUCCCAGAUGGCCAUGUUCACUGGUGCUGCUUCCAACGUCCAGGCCGGCGCCAUGGGCUUCGCCGCUAUGUUCGGUGCUGCCGCUCUCGUCCUCUAA